Aegilops tauschii subsp. strangulata is the source of this 586-nucleotide messenger RNA. RefSeq lists its product as uncharacterized. The record is from RefSeq and is a predicted model, not a curated record. Lineage: Eukaryota; Viridiplantae; Streptophyta; Magnoliopsida; Poales; Poaceae.
UUCUCUCUCUCUCCUUCCCCCACAAGCGCGUGCGUCUCCUCCCUCCAUCCCUCUCCCGGCGGCGGCGGCGGCGGCGGGCGAACACCGACCGAUCGCGAGCAGCAAUGUCAGGCAAGUACAUCAUCGGUUCGCUGGUUGGAUCCCUUGGCAUUGCAUAUGUCUCCGACACCAUCGUUUCCGACAAGAAGAUCUUCGGAGGCACCGUCUGCAAGACGGCGACAGACAAGGAGUGGUUUCAGGCCACGGACGCCAAGUUCCAGGCCUGGCCCCGUGUCGCCGGGCCGCCGGUCAUCAUGAACCCCAUCAGCCGCCAGAACUUCAUCGUGAAGGACCCCUGAAUGGGCGGCGGCGCGAGCUCGACCAGCGUUUUGCUCCCACCAUGGAGCCAAAGUUUCUUUUCUAGGGUUUUCAAGUUCCUAAUAAAAGUGACUUUAAAGUCAGGGUAUACUAUUUUGUUUUGCGAAUUUCAGUUUCCGUGAGCAACUUUGGAGGGGCUUUACCGCUCGCUCAAACGCCUUUCGAUGAACUCUGUUCCUUGGUGAAAUUUCCCACCAGGCAGUAAAAUAACUGCAUUGUUGUUUCUGCA